Paramecium sonneborni is the source of this 1102-nucleotide messenger RNA. Lineage: Eukaryota; Ciliophora; Oligohymenophorea; Peniculida; Parameciidae. The record is from the annotation of a GenBank genome assembly.
AUGCAUUUAACAAAUUAUGCUAUUAAUAAGGAAAAUCCAAACUUUGUUUUCAAUAAUGAUGCAACCAAAAUGGAUGUUGGUCAUAAAAGAUCUAUUAAAUCUGUUUUUGGUAAAUUAUAAGAGGAAGGACAUAACAUCCAAAAAUUAUGGCAAGAUAUGUAUAAAUUAUUUAUCAAAACAUUCUGCACUGUUUAACCAAUAUUAAGUCAUCAUUACAAAUCAUGUUAACCUGACAAUUAUGCAAAUAAUAUGUGCUUUGAAAUUCUCGGAUUUGAUAUCUUCAUUAAUGAUAAAUUAAGACCUUUUUUAUUAGAAGUGAAUCACACACCUAGUUUUACUACUGAUACUCCAUUGGAUUCGUUAAUAAAAAAAAAUCUUAUUAGAGAUACUUUAAAAUUGAUGAAUGUAAGUCUUAAAGCAAAAGAAGAAAUAAUAUCAUCAAGAAGAGAAUAAUUAUAAUAACGAGUUUUUACAGGAAAGAAAUAGAAAUUAACAUAAGAAGAAAAAAAUUUAUAAGUUUAGUAGUGUUCUUAAUAAAGAGAUUAACAUGAAAAUAACAAUUUAGGAGAUUAUGUUAAAAUAUAUCCAUUAGAAGAUGCUUCUGAAUAUAAUAAAUUUAUUGAAUUUGCCUCUGAAUUAUAAGAUAAUUGGACUGGUGCAAGUAAAAAUAAUAAAUAGUUAUUUGAUAGAUAUAAGAAGAAAUUAAAAGAAGGAGUAAUCUGAAACUCCUUAAUCCUAAUCUAAUAAACCUCCCACUAUUCCAGUAAAAAAACCAAAUACUCCUUAAAUGUUACCUAAAAUUAAUGAGAAAUAAAAUAAAAUUCAUCUUUCAAUAGAGCCUUAAAAGAAUGAAGAAAUAAAAAGCAAAACUUAAUCAAUAGGGAAAAUAAAAAAAGAUUCUUAAAGAUAAGUAUCUGACCCACCUCUACCUAAAUAACAUUAGAGUAUGAGAAAUGUUUAAUAAUCACUUUAAUAACAGUAAGCUAUAUAAUAAUAAUAAAAAUCCUGUUUAUAACCUAGAUUGUUUGAUUUAGACAUUUUAAGCACUUAAAACAGAUCUAAUUCUUAAAAUAAAAAAUUAAAUUAAUUCAAACUACAAUGA